Messenger RNA from Cynara cardunculus var. scolymus (artichoke), 1985 nucleotides. RefSeq names its product serine/threonine-protein kinase PBS1-like. The coding region runs from base 409 to 1779 and encodes 456 amino acids. Gene Ontology annotation, molecular function: protein kinase activity; ATP binding. Gene Ontology annotation, biological process: protein phosphorylation. The transcript has 5 exons. NCBI's taxonomy places the organism in Eukaryota, Viridiplantae, Streptophyta, Magnoliopsida, Asterales, Asteraceae. The record is from RefSeq and is a predicted model, not a curated record.
UCUGUAUACUCGUAGUGUAUUCUUUUAUGGUGGAAUCAAUUUCUUGAGGUCAAGUUUCCAUUCUUUCAUUCUAAUACUUCUACAGGAAAACCAAUCGAAAGAGAUCUUACAUCCAAGAAUCAUCGUAUUCACAACAUCUCGUACUCGAUUUGGUCUUAGAAUACAAACACACAAUCUUUUGGUCUAAAACAAACAAACCCUUCAUUAUUACCUCAAAUCGGCUCUGUUCUUCUUCCAAUCUUUGAUCACUUAGAAUCAAGAUUAGCUUCUUCUUCUGGGUCUCAAUCAAGAUUCGUUGCUAUGCAUUCGGAAAUCUAGUAGCUAACGAUUUGAUUGUAAAUUAAUUUCCCCUUUUCAGAGUUUUGAAUAUAGAUAGAGAGAGAGAGAGAGAGAGAGAGAGAGAGAUUAAUGGGUUGUUUUUCUUGUUUUGAUUCGAGGGUGGAGGAAAAAUCGAAUCCUCAGAAAGUUGGGGCUGAUCGUCCUGAAGUCCACCCAUCUGCUCCUUCCAAUAUCUCCAGAUUACCCUCUGGUGUCGAUCGACUGAAAUCAAGAAACAAUGUGAGUUUGAGGAGGGAAUCAUCGGGUCCAAAAGAUGGACCUUAUAGUCAGAUUGCUGCUCAUACGUUCACUUUCCGUGAGCUUGCAGCUGCAACAAACAAUUUCAGCCCUGAUUGCUUUUUAGGGGAGGGAGGCUUUGGCCAUGUGUAUAGAGGACGUCUUCAGGGUAGUGGUCAGGCUAUAGCUGUGAAACAAUUGGAUAGAAAUGGGCUUCAGGGUAACCGGGAAUUUCUUGUGGAAGUUCUUAUGCUCAGCCUUUUACAUCAUCCCAACCUCGUGAAUUUGAUUGGGUACUGCGCUGAUGGGGACCAAAGACUUCUUGUUUAUGAAUUCAUGCCGUUGGGUUCAUUGGAAGAUCACCUUCAUGAUCUUCCACCAGAUAGAGAACCGUUAGAUUGGAACACAAGAAUGAAGAUAGCCGCUGGUGCAGCCAGAGGUUUGGAGUUUCUUCACGAUAAGGCUAACCCACCUGUUAUUUACAGGGACUUCAAAUCGUCCAACAUUUUGCUGGGUGAGGGAUUUCAGCCAAAGCUUUCCGACUUUGGGCUUGCGAAGUUGGGUCCCACUGGAGACAAGUCUCAUGUUUCGACAAGGGUCAUGGGAACAUACGGUUAUUGUGCUCCUGAAUACGCCAUGACUGGUCAACUCACGGUCAAGUCUGAUGUUUACAGCUUUGGCGUGGUCUUUUUAGAGCUUAUUACUGGUCGCAAAGCCAUUGACAGCACUGCACCACAAGGACAGCAGAAUCUCGUCACAUGGGCACGACCCUUGUUCAACGAUAGAAGGAAAUUUGCAUCAUUGGCAGAUCCGAGGCUAGAAGGUCAAUAUCCAAUGAGGGGACUCUACCAGGCUCUAGCCGUAGCUUCCAUGUGUAUCCAAGAACAAGCUGCUGCUCGGCCUCUUAUCGGAGAUGUAGUCACUGCCUUAUCUUAUCUUGCGAACCAUGCUUACGACCCUAGUGCAGCUGCAGCCACCGGUCAUAGCAACCGACACAACAACGGGGAGAAAAACGGACGAAUUUCAAAGAACGAAGAAGGUGGAGGAUCGGGGCGUAGCAGAUGGGAUCUCGAAGGAUUGGAAAAAGGAGACUCUCCGAGAGAAACUCCAAAGAUGCUGAACCGAGAUCUUGAUAGAGAACGGGCUGUUGCAGAGGCUAAAAUGUGGGUCGAAAAAAGACGGCAAAGUGCCCAAGGAAGUUUUGAUGGUAAUAACAACGGUUAGCCGGCGAGUUGUUCUGUAUUUUGAUCACUAGAAGGAACCGAAGGAUGAUUCGAGUUUUUGUUUUUGUUUUUUUUUUUUCCGUUUUGGCCGACACCCGAUUUAGGAAAAGCUCGGAGAAAGAGUGUAUAGUGAACGAUGAGGAGAACGGGAAAACUUGCGACGUUUUAUGGUUCAUUUUUUGUUCUACACAAAGAGGCGUUUCAGUG